CUUUUUUUGAACGAAACAAAAAGUGUCGAUUGAUGACGUAAAGCUUUACGAUCAUGAAGUAUGUCAUCGGGGGCAAAAGUCAAAUGGACUGGAAUCGAAUGCCUCAGGUAUUCUGGUUCUUUAGUCGAAAUUAGUUUACGUGAGGUAUUAUCUGUACCUCAUGUAAAUAACUUAGGUAAAUUGUGUUUGUGCACUUUUAUUAAUGAAAAAUCUUCCACUUCAACGGUAACAUACUAAAAUUCUUAACAAAAUAACUUCAAUAUUAGUAAUAUCAACAUGGAUAAAUCAUUAUCUUUCCAAGAGUUAUACGCCAUUUACAAGAGGUGGGUGAUCACUAAUCCCGGACUUGUUACCGAUGUGGAGACCGUAGCGACGUGGUCGUCAUACUUCGUCGCGGGCAAAAUAAAUAAGUCGCCGAUAGUAUCAGAAUUAGUGUACUCCAUUUCGAAACUUGUUUCUCUGUUCAAUGAUAGAUUAAUAAGAGAGGCAUAUGGCGCUGGGGACCCGUUCUACGGUCUCAGAGAUCAAAUCAAGCUGUGGCUGACUGUCACGCAUUAUUGUGAAGUGUUUGUCGAGUUACUGGUUAAGAACAGGUGGGGGACGCGCGGCAAAUGGACCAUAACCACCCUACUGCAGGUGUUCAAGUGCUCGUCGGCACUCGUGCUGCUGUUCAGGUUCAAGGAACUGCCACUGGCACAUCCUCCAGUCGCAGCAUUACAGAGGAGGAAGUUCACAGAAGGGAAAGAUACCGAUGAAAAUUCAAACUCUUUCUUCACUCUCCGUCGGUCGGGUCGUGUCAUACGCCGCGUGGACGGCGCUCCAGCGGUUGCCUUCCGAGACUGGGAGCCUGUCAAAAUGAAAGUUGACAGGCCAGGUGCUGCAAUAAACGUGAGAGAUCUUGUUUAUGCCGAAUCACUGCAUAUAUUAAGGCCUCUAAUACAUUUAGCAGCAAUGAAAGUGUUUGGGACCAAGGCUUGGAAACAGUGGUUGGUCGCACUUGGAGUUGACAUAGCUAGCAUUAAAUUAUACAGCAAGUACAUGAAGGACUUGUCAAAUGAACAGAGGCUAGAGAUUAGUCGGAGGAAGUUGAGUUUGGUGCUGUACUUACUCAGAAGCCCAAUGUACAAUGGAUAUUCAAAGAACGUCAUAGAGAAUACUUUGGCCUCCAUGACGAAAAAAGUACCAGCACUGUCCUUCAUCUGUGGGCCUAUCACACAGUAUUUGAGUCAUUGGCAAGAUAUCUAUUUCUACAUGUGGUCUUCAUAAGUCUUGCUCCUCAAUCAUGGACUGUAAUGCAUUACUUUCUUGUUAUUGUGACACAAGAAAAUGACAAUAAUGUAUAAAUGUAAUGUCUAUUGGUGGUAUGUGGUUGCACUUUGUUUAUUCCUUAUUUGUUAUGUUGGUUUAUGUAGAUUAUAAUGUAUUGAAAUAGACAUAUUAAUACUGUAUUGGCCUAUUUUAAGAAGUACCUGUUAAGUAAUGAAUUGUUUGUUUGUAUUAACUUUAAUUGUAUAUACAUAGGGAUGAAAAGACAAGUGCACGGAGAUGCUGCUUGUGUGUGUGAUACUGUUUGAAGGUGUACGCCCAGCUAGCUCAAAUACACAUAGCUUAACACCAUGCAUGUUUAAAGUGUAACCCUCACUUGACAAUUCAACACAUAAGACACGCAUGCAUGUUAUCAAACAUAGCUGUCAAAACUAUUGUACGCUGCUGUGGUUUUCUGCCUUUUCGUGUCAACAAAUGCCAUUCCUAUGUAAGAUGUUUAGGUAUCAUGAGGUACAAUGUGGUAUUCAAGUCUUAUGAUGCAUUCCAUGGAUACUUUUUUCAAUGCUUGUUCUUAUCUGUGAAGUUUGUAUGUCAUGCAGCUGUAUACAAUAUGUAUUGCUGACAUUGAUUGUCUGUUGUUUAUGCCAGGGCUGUGCGACUCGGCAAUGUAUUGCAAGAUAUUUGAUUUGCCUUUCAAUGACUGUUACAAUAGCUAUUACAGUGCCUCUUGAGGCGAUUUUCAAGUAUAGGAAAUGCAACAAGAGUAUUUUUAUGUACGCACUGUAUUUUUUGAGCUCGAAAGACCCCUUCUGUAGUGUAGGUGUGUUUCCUUCUAAGAGGAGCAAGGUAGCCUAUGGUCCUGUGUUGUCGGUUGUGAGGAGUAUUUAGCAAGUGCAAGUCAUCCACAAGCUCUGUGUCUUGGUUAAAGUAACGUAAGGUGGUUGAUUUUUACAAAAAAAAGUUUGUAAUUAUGUAGAGGUUUUAUAUAGAAUUCAUUUAAAUAAAUAAAGAAAAUGGUUGUCGAUGCUUGGCAACUUGUAACUAAGUAUAAGUAAUGUGUAUUUAUUAAAUUACAAGUUAAUUAUAUGUAUUGUGACAUUUGUA
Molecule: messenger RNA, 2370 nt
Organism: Trichoplusia ni (cabbage looper)
Lineage: Eukaryota; Metazoa; Arthropoda; Insecta; Lepidoptera; Noctuidae
Gene: Pex16
Product: peroxisomal membrane protein PEX16
Exons: 1
Coding region: 277-1266 (329 amino acids)
Biological process (GO): peroxisome organization
Cellular component (GO): peroxisomal membrane
Source: RefSeq, a predicted model, not a curated record